AUGAAUCUCGAAGCACUCGCUCAAGCUGCAUCAAGAUACAAUAGAUCAAAGCGUUCACAAUCUCAAUCUUCUUCAUCUUCUGGAUAUGGUAGUAUCAUAAGCUCGUCAGAAAAAGAGGUUGAGGAGGAAAAAGUGGAAGAAGAAGAAGAAUCAACAAGUUCAAAAUCUAAGGGUAAAACGAAACAAACUAAGCAAAAUGAAGGAGAAUAUAAAAAGUUAGAUAUGAAUAAUAAAGGAAUGUUAUUGUUAUUGAAAAUGGGAUGGACUCAAGGUAGUGGAUUAGGUAUGAUGAACGAUGGUCGAAAAGAUCCAAUACCAACACCAGCACAAACUCCACUACUUGGAUUAGGCAAAUCAACACAAGAUCAAUAUAUGUUAUCAAAUGCCAUCAAUAAACCAAAAGAAUUAGAAUCAAUCGUAAUAUCAAAAGAAAGUCAAGAAGACAAAAUCAAAAGAGAAGAAAAAGUGAAAGUUUUAAUUGAAAGAGAAGAAGAAAGAGAAGAUAGAUUAAAAAGUUUUUAUUGUUCGAUUUGUGAUAAAGGGUAUACGAAUAUAAGUCAAUUUGAAGAACAUGAAAGAUCUUAUGCACAUCAUCAUGCACGUAGAGCAUUAGAAGCUAAACAAGCUAAAAAAUCAGGAAAUGAAUCGAUUGAAAGUAGAAGAGAAAAAGAAAGAAAAAGGGAAGAAAAAGAAUUGAAAAGGAUGGCAAAAGCUGUGGGUAUAAAUGUAACAGUUGAACCUUCAUCGAAUCCGAAACCGAUUCAAGAAACUCAAGCAGGGGUGAAAACUCAGUCGGGGAUCAAUAAAGGGGGCUUUAAAUCGAUGGGAUUUAAACCGGUCUCUUCUAGUUCUGUUGAAGUACAACCUCAAAAGAAAAUGGGAUUUAAACCGAUUGGAUCAUCAUCAUCGAUUUCUUCAAAUGCGAAUCCGACUUCAUCAUUAAUAUCAACACCAGCACCUACAUUUGUCAUCAGUUCAACUAAAUCUACAGGUUUUCAAUCAACCAUUGAAGUUAAAAAUUCCGAAGUAGAGUUAUCAACAACAACAAUAGAAAACAAACCGAAUCCAGGAUCUAAAUUUGCUCAAAUUGCAGCUAGAUUGGCUGCUAAAAGAUUAGAAAAUGGGAAUGGAAAGAGUCAAUUAGAUACGAAGAAAAAAGUUGAUUCUUGUAAUGAAUUGGAAAGGAUGUUGGAAGAUGGGACGAUUUGA
This is a messenger RNA of Melampsora larici-populina 98AG31, 1209 nucleotides long. RefSeq lists its product as uncharacterized. NCBI's taxonomy places the organism in Eukaryota, Fungi, Basidiomycota, Pucciniomycetes, Pucciniales, Melampsoraceae. Gene Ontology annotation, molecular function: nucleic acid binding. The transcript has 4 exons. Bases 1 to 1209 code for a protein of 402 amino acids. The record is from RefSeq and is a predicted model, not a curated record.